Cadophora gregata is the source of this 2676-nucleotide messenger RNA. RefSeq lists its product as uncharacterized. Gene Ontology annotation, molecular function: fluconazole transmembrane transporter activity. Lineage: Eukaryota; Fungi; Ascomycota; Leotiomycetes; Helotiales; Ploettnerulaceae. The coding region runs from base 560 to 2335 and encodes 591 amino acids. The record is from RefSeq and is a predicted model, not a curated record. The transcript is spliced from 2 exons. Gene Ontology annotation, biological process: xenobiotic detoxification by transmembrane export across the plasma membrane.
AUUCGGGGAGCGUGGGAACAGAAUGCCAGACCUAUCAAGACCAGGUGUUUUGUCCUCAGGGAUGUUUGUAAGUCAAAGGGGGUAAUAAGCUACCUGCUAUGUCAUCGCAUCCCAGUCCGUUCUGCCCCAGUGGUGAGAAGAAUUGGCAUCCAGCCCCUGUCUAAACGCAUCAUGAAGAGUAAUCGCGACCGGGAUUUGAUGGACGCAGUGUUCAAUCCAGCGAAAGCUUGUUCAGUACUGCCUGAACUUGAUGUUUGAGCGCAAUUGUUCAUCUCCAAAUCCACAGUGUAUUUACCUCCGUAUUGGAUGACGGAGAUCGGAGCAUGCUUUAUCAGCGAGUUGACAUUGAUGAGCAUGGGAAUCUGCAUAAGAUAGCUUCGAGGGUCGCUGGUUCAUCAAUUUCUUCAUUCUAAUUAUCACAAGCUCAAGCAAUACUCGACUCUACAAUAACUUCUGCAAAUCUCAACACAGCCUCUGUACAGAUAGCAUCCGCAUUUGAGUACAUAAUACAUUACAGUACCAAAAUCCAGCCCUGCAACAUCUCCAGCAAAGCACAUCAAUGUCGGACCUCAUCCGCGAAGCUCCUCUUGGCCAGUUCAUGCGCUGGGUCUCCCGCAACAAACUAUUUCAAUACCCCGAGGAACGCGAAGGAUUCGUCCUACCCAUCCAAUAUAUCACUCAACUAAACUCAAAAACCAAUCCUGAGACAAAAGAAUCGACUGUUCCAUUGGCACCAACCCCAAGUACUGUCACCAGCGCUGAUUUCACUUCUCUGGAUACCGACCUCGAAGGCUUAGGUCUAGGCGCUACCAGAACCAAGAGUCGUGCCGAUACAUUGCCAUACAGCAGCGAGCGCUUCGAAGUCGAACAACAACUGGCCCUUGAAAGAACCAAGACGAUCCCAAUCGUACCAAAGAAGACGUCCGAUGGUAUCAUCCUGGUGGAUUGGUACACGACCGACGAUGUCGCCAAUCCACAUAACUGGUCCAAGGGAAAGCGCACAUUUGUUACCGUCGUGAUGUGUAUCUACACUUGGGUAGUGUAUACGGGGUCCUCCAUUUACGCAGCAAGUGAGGGUGGAGUCAUGGAGCGCUUUUCUGUCAAUCAUACCGAGGCGGUCCUACCACUGUCGCUCUAUGUCCUUGCAUACGGUGUUGGCCCACUUAUUUUCGCUCCUCUCAGCGAGAUUCCAGUCAUUGGACGCAAUCCCGUAUACUACCUGACCUUCAUCCUCUUCUUCGCAUUAUCAUUUCCCACUGCUGUUUCCAAUAGUUUCGCUGGCCUGUUGGUAUUGCGAUUUCUGCAAGGUUUCUUCGGAAGUCCAGCUCUCGCCAAUGCUGGUGCAACGUUUUCGGACAUGUAUUCAUUGCUUUACGUCCCGUAUCCUUUGUCAUGGUGGGUGUUCUCUGCAUGGGGUGGCCCGGCUCUGGGCCCAUUGAUGGCUGGAUUCGCCGUCUCAGCGAACAACUGGAGAUGGAGUCUCUGGGAGAUUGUCUGGAUGGCCGCUCCAAUGCUCGUCCUCCUUCUCGCACUGAUGCCCGAAACCUCAACCCCAAACAUUCUCCUGCGCCGCGCCCAACGCCUUCGAAAGCUCACAGGCGACUCGAGACUUCAAGCCCAAAGUGAGAUCGAUCAACGCCAUUUCACGGCGUCCGGUAUUCUCGUCGACGCACUUAUCAAACCCAUCGAGAUUACCAUCAAGGACCCAGCUAUCUUCUUCGUCAACAUCUACACAGCACUGUUCUAUUCAAUUUAUUACACCUUCUUUGAAAUUUAUCCUCUGGUCUUUCCUCCAUUUUAUGGUUUCAAUCUGGGGGAAAUUGGCCUCGCGUUCCUAGCUUGUCAAGUCGGUGCGACAAUCGGUCUUCUGGCUUACUUCGCAUACUUGCAUUGGUACAUGAUACCCGAUAACAUCGCCCACGGGGUGCGAGAACAAGAACAUCGUCUCGUCCCCGCCAUCGUCGGCUCGUUCUUCCUCCCAACAGGUCUCUUCAUUUUCGGCUGGACAGCUCGUUCAGACAUCCAUUGGAUUGUUCCACUCAUCGGAGUUGUCAUCUUUGUCAUUGGCACAUUCCUUAUUCUUCAGAGCAUCUUUGUUUAUGUUCCGCUGUCUUAUCCACAGUAUGCUGCGAGUCUUUUCGCGGGGAACGAUUUGGUCAGGAGUGCUAUGGCUGCGGGAAGUAUUCUGUACGCUAGGCCCCUGUUUGUGAAUCUGGGCGUUGGAAAGGGGAUUUCGGUUUUGGCAGGCUUGAGCACGCUUGGGAUCAUUGGUAUGGUCGCUAUUUACCUUACUGGCUCUAAGUUGAGAGCCAGGUCCAAGUUUGCAACGAGCUAGGAAGGUUAUUCCCGAUUCUUUGACAGAAAGAUGAUGUCAAGCGUUGUUGAGAGGAGCAGGGUGUCAGGCAGCAAGAGUUAGGAUGUGAAUGAAAGCCGGCGUUCAGGGGCUGUGUUCUGGGAUAUUGGUUCUGACUACUAGAGAGACAUGAUGACAGGAAGAUUAGAUUGGCAUAUAUGCGUACUUAAUGAUUGCAGUAUCUGAAAUGUCUCUGGAUUUUCUGCAAAUUUGAUUUUCAUAUGCAAAUCUUUCAAUAUUCAUGCCUAGGUUCAUGAAGGAAAAACCAGGUCUGUGUAUUGUGUCUUCUUUGACAUAGAAAUGUUGAAAGAACAAGGAUUGCC